UGACUACCUUUCGUAUAUAUACCUCUGAUUCAGCGAUUAAUAUUUGUACAUGAGGGUGAACGAAAACAAAAUCAAUGUUCAGUGUAUAAAACUUGGCAAAAUACCUCUCAGCCAACGUUUUACUGGUCAGACAAAUCUGGCUUAAUCGAGUUUGGGAGUUAGAGCGGCCAGUCAGGAAGCAAGUACGCAGUAGAUACAAUAGACUUGACUCUGAACUUUGCUAGACCCUAGCCGGUAUUGUGCAGUUUCUCAGCAACUAUGAAGCUCACAAGUGUCUUGAUUUCAUUUUUCGUGCUGGCGUCACAGGUAGAUGUUGUGAUUUUGCAAGACUUUUCAGACAGUGAAGAUAGCCAAACACAGCUUCCACCCCUGCCACCGCAAACCACUCAAAUGCCCUUAGAAGAUGGACCUCCUGACAUCACAAUGCCACUUCCUUCAGAAACUGUGGGUCCAAGUACGACAGCAGCAGAACCGGCAGCAGAGAGCGGAGUCGAACCACAAAGUGAAACCGGAGAAAAUCCCGCAGCGGCACCUGUGGAAGGGGGAAUCGAUUCCGACGAUAGGAAAGAUGAUAGCUUGGUAGACUACGCUGCGAGGAAGAUUGGAGAGAUGUUUGGUAGCGGCUCCGAAACAGAUUCUCAGAGCAGCCAAAAUGAUACGACCCCAAAUCUGACUGAAGAGCAAAUUAUUGAAAAAGAAAUGGAAGAAUGUAGUCUGCCCGACACCCUGGACCGCUACAAUUGUACAACGAUCCCUAAAGCUGUGUACGAUUACUUCGGUGGCAAUGUGUCUGUGCAAGGCUUGCUGAAUGGGCUCUACAGCGACUCCGUCAAUGGAGAUCUGCGGAACUGCACGUCUGGAGAGUGGUGUUUACCGUUUGAAGAACAUCUGAAAAUCAAACAGAGCCUGCCAGAAUUCUUCAUGAAAGGACCUUUUUGCUCUGAUGCUAUGACGUGUUCACUGGAGAAAAUGCUAGAAAAAAGAGAAAGAUGUGAAGAGAAGCCUCUGAUGUACCUGAUAAACUCAGUGGCCUUGUUGUGCGACAUGAGACGAAGCUACGAAAUAGAUUCUCCGGAGCCACAACUGUGCCAGGAUUACGAUGAGUGUUACGCCAGGACAAUGGAAGCUUUGUACGUGCUGUACGAAGAUAUCCAGGUGCCCAACGAGCAGCAUCUAGCUGACUUGGAAAGGGACGAUUGCAACGAUUUCAAAGUUCACAUAGCCAAGACUUACCUUUGCGCAAGCGAAUGCUGUCAGUUUUCUCAAAGAGAAAUACUUACACG
Messenger RNA from Aplysia californica (California sea hare), 1283 nucleotides. RefSeq lists its product as uncharacterized. The record is from RefSeq and is a predicted model, not a curated record. NCBI's taxonomy places the organism in Eukaryota, Metazoa, Mollusca, Gastropoda, Aplysiida, Aplysiidae.